AUGUGGAGCGAUAUCCAAGAAGCGACGGCUUCUGAGCCAUUGACGCUGGAGGAGGAAUACGAGAACCAGCAAUCGUGGCGGACGUCCCAUGACAAGCUCACCUUCAUCGUCUGCCAACCCCUGGAUGCGGCCUCUGAUGCGGCCAGCGUAAAGGCUGGUGAGGUCGAUGCGGCGGCACGCAUGAUUGGCGACAUCAACUUUUUCGUCUAUCCCCACGACGAAGAGGAAGAGGGUGAGGGGGCCUAUGUCGGUGAAGUGGACGUUAUGGUGGCGGCGAAGGAGCACCGCGGCAAGGGUGUAGGUUACGCUGCUGUCACGACGUUGCUGGUGUAUGUUCACCGCAACCAAGAGCGCAUACUGAAGGAGUAUGUUGAGGGCGAAGGCAAGAGUGGAAAGGCUGAGUUGAAGGGGUUGAUGGUCAAGAUCAAGGAGGGGAACGCGGCGAGUAUAUCACUAUUCAAGAGGGUUGGCUUCAUGCAAAAAGGAGAAAUCAAUUAUUUUGGGGAGGUCACGAUGGUGCUAAGCGACCUGGGUCACUUUGUGGCAUCUCCUGCUGGUCUGAAGGCAGCAGAGGAAUCGCGAGAAGUGGCCUAUGCAAGAUAG
Messenger RNA from Colletotrichum chrysophilum, 603 nucleotides. RefSeq lists its product as uncharacterized. Lineage: Eukaryota; Fungi; Ascomycota; Sordariomycetes; Glomerellales; Glomerellaceae. The record is from RefSeq and is a predicted model, not a curated record. The transcript has 2 exons. Gene Ontology annotation, biological process: protein acetylation. Gene Ontology annotation, molecular function: N-acetyltransferase activity. The coding region runs from base 1 to 603 and encodes 200 amino acids.